UAUUCUCUCGCUUGUUUGAAUGGAGAUUAAACCUGAGAACGAAGACUGUUUCAGGGGAAUAUUUGACUGGCACCGAGUGCUCCUUGGAAUUCCCAAUGAUCAAUAACCACUACACAGGCGUGCGUCAUAGUUAUGGCUACGCACAAAUAGUGGAUUCUUUAACAAGAUCUGCUGGCAGUAGUGAAAAAGUACUCCCAAAGUAUGGGGGCUUUGCAAAACUAUGCCUUGAGGAGAGAGAGAAUACAGAGGUAUGUAUAAAUCAGCUUCGUGCCUCAGUUCAGCUACUAUUUAACCAAGAUUUCCUCACUCAAAUUCAAGCUGUACACCAGACAUCGGCAGAAGAUCUAAUAAAGAUGGAAAUUCAUCGGCUUAGUGAAGAUGAGUUCUGCUCUGGAGCAUCAUUUGUUCAAAGAGUUGGUGGCUCACAUGAAGAUGAUGGAUGGAUAAUUUCUUUUGUACAUAAUGAAAGAACAAAUACGUCACAGGUGCACAUUAUUGAUACCCAAAAAUUUGAAGGAGCUCCUGUUGCAAAAAUAACAUUGCCACAAAGAGUGCCCUAUGGCUUUCAUGGAACUUUUGUCCAUAACAACAUACAUGGGCACGUGAAUACCAGAUCAGAAAAAAAACUGGACAGCUUAAAGUUCAUAUAUUGAAUUGGGUGUUUGUAAGUAGAAAUUUUUGUAUCCAGUGAACUGUACAAAAUUUUAACCUGUAUGAGUAUAUUCGUAGGUUAUCUCAUUCAUUGCUAUGUAGGUUAUCUUGUACAAGUGUAUCUCGAAUCACAAAGAAGCCGUGUUCAGCUAACAUAUGGCUGCCGUUCUAGCUGUAAUCAGUUCAUUAUACAAAAAUGUUGUAUUGCAAAAACAUUCAAUACACCACAGUAUCUUGAAAAAGAAUGAGCUAAGGUAUAUAAUUCUAAUGCAACCGGACUUGAAGUACAAUUAGAAGAGAAUACUCAACAUCAUCAGAACAGAUCAUGGUCUCUGAUGCCAAGUUCGAAUGACCCCCAGGAGCUUAGGGAGAAGUCGUUUGUUGACGCGUGAUCGUCGAUAGCGGGGAUUAAGGGCAAACCCCUUUUUUGUUCAGCUAGGGGCUAAAACACUUCAGUAAACUUCACGUCAAGACACGUUUUUUUUUACCCAGGUUCAGGCCACCGCGAGGUGUAUUACCUUACGUCCUGCUCUAGCUCUUGAUGAGCUUAUAUGAGUGGUUAGAAGCUACUGCUAGGGGCAGCUCUAGUGCUCGGGAUAGUUCUACUGUUCUUCUCCUAGCUUUGGUCUUCUGUUAAGUUCGUACAGAGAGAUCACCUAACCAAGAACUGGUCCUUUGAUUUGGCCACGGUCGUC
This is a messenger RNA of Triticum urartu, 1346 nucleotides long. NCBI's taxonomy places the organism in Eukaryota, Viridiplantae, Streptophyta, Magnoliopsida, Poales, Poaceae. The record is from RefSeq and is a predicted model, not a curated record.